AUGGUGACGUUGGAGACGCACCAGAGCCAGGAGCUACAGGUCCCCGCUCUGGACCAGGUCUCGGGUCUGGACCAGGUCUUGAACUCGGGGCUGGGUCUGGUCUCGGGUUUUGACGCAGGUCUGGACUCGGAGCAGAACCAGGACUCGGGACCCAACGCCAUCACGGUCCUGACGCUGUUGGACAAACUGGUGCUAAUGUUGGAUUCUGUGCAGAAAGACCAGCACAACAUGGAGGUGCACCAGGUGCAGAUGGAGGCGGUGGUCAGGGGGAUCCAGGCUGAUAUGACCAAACUGUCCAAGAGCCACAGUCACACUGCAAACACUGUGAGCAAACUGCUGGACAAGAGCAGGAAGCUGAGUGUGACCAUGAAGGAGGUGAGUGACACCAUGAUGAAGGUGAAUGUGACCAUGAAGGAGGUUAGUGUGACCAUGAAGGAGGUGAGUGACACCAUGAUGAAGGUGAAUGUGACCAUGAAGGAGGACCAGACAGAGAUCCCGGCCUCGGUCUUUGUCAAAGACUCACCGCCGUUUCCUCGUGAUGACAUCACGGAGGAAGGGGAGGGGCUUGAGACAGGGGGGGCGGGACUUCAUACCAUCGACCUAUCGUCUGAUGAGGAGGUGGGAUUGGAGGCGGAGCCAGAGGAGGACUGGAGUCAGGACCUGGACCUGGAGCUGGAGCUGGGACCGACCAGAGCCGAGAAACUGAAGAGGAGCAGUCUGAAGAAGGUGGACUCUCUGAGAAAGGCCUUUUCGAAGCAGAACUUUGAGAAGAAAAUGACAAAAAUUGGGACCAAACUGGUUUCAGCUGAACAGAAGCUGAAGAUCAAGUCUCCGGUGUUUGGACUCAAGAAGUCUCAAGCUUCUGCUGAGGUGUCUGAGAUGUUUGAUGUCCCAGAGGAGAUCCAGGAGGAGGUCCAUCAGGUCCAAGAGGAGGUCCCUCAGGUCCAAGAGGAGGUCCCUCAGGUGCAUGAGGAGGUCCCUCAGGUCUCUGCUGAAGCUCUACCCCAGACUGAAGCUGUAUCUGUGGGAUAUCAGGACCAGGACCAGCUGAACCCUGAGGGAACCAGAGCAGAGCAGACCAUGGGCUUCGGGGACCUCAGAUCCGCCUCAGGACUCAAAGUCCUCAAUGAGUUUCUGUCAGACAAGAGCUACAUCGAGGGGUUCGUCCCGUCUCAGUCUGAUGUGUGUGUGUUUGAAGCUCUGUCUGCAGCGCCCCCUGCUGACCUCUGCCACGCCCUGCGCUGGUACAAACACAUAAGCAGCUACAGCGACAAGACCAGUCUUCCUGGCGUGCAGAAGCCUCUUGGUCAGUAUGGUCCAGUGGGAGUGGCCGACAGCACAAACACCACUCCUAAAGCUCCACCAGCCAAUGAGGAAGAAGAAGACGACGAUGAUUUGGAUCUGUUCGGGUCUGAUGAAGAGGACGAGGAGAUGACGCGUCUCAAAGAAGAGCGGGUCGCAGCAUACGCAGCAAAGAAAUCCAAAAAGCCCGGCCCUCAUCGCAAUGAUCCCGUCAAUCUUAAUUGGGACGUGAAGCCCUGGGACGACGAGACUGACAUGAAGAAGAUGGAGGAGUGUGUGAGGAGGCUGCUGAUGGAUGGACUGGUGUGGGGACAAGCGAAACUGGUUCCAGGAGGAUACGGCAUCAAGAAACUGGGCAGAUCAACUGGGUGGUGGAGGACGACAGGGGGUGUGGCCAUGUGUUGUGUCUGCAGGUGGGCACACAUCCUGGAGUGUGUUGUGUGUAACUGUGUUGUGUUGCAGGUGGGCACAGACCUCCUGGAGGAGCACAUCACAGCCUUCGAGGACCUGGUGCAGUCGGUCGAUGUCGCCGCCUUCAACAAAAUCUGA
This is a messenger RNA of Knipowitschia caucasica, 1851 nucleotides long. Lineage: Eukaryota; Metazoa; Chordata; Actinopteri; Gobiiformes; Gobiidae. The record is from the annotation of a GenBank genome assembly.